UUUUAAUUCUGUCAAAAGAGGAAUUGCCUAUCUUGUGAUGUAUCAUGUGAUUGUUGAAAUUUUAUAUACAGUAUUAUAUUGAUUAUCAUUUGUAAGGAAGAUGGCUUUGCACUCUGCUAUAAAAGGAAAAUUAAUAUCCGUAAUUGGAGAUGAGGACACUUGCGUUGGAUUUCUUCUGGGCGGAGUAGGGGAAAUAAACAAAAAUCGUCACCCCAAUUUCAUGGUGGUUGAUAAAAAUACUGCUGUAAGUGAAAUCGAAGAUUGCUUUAAAAGAUUCUUGAAGCGUGAUGAUAUCGACAUUAUCCUUAUUAAUCAAAAUUAUGCCGAACUUAUUCGUCAUGUAAUUGAUGCACAUACUUCGCCAGUGCCUGCCGUACUGGAAAUUCCUUCUAAGGAUCACCCUUAUGAUGCAAGCAAAGAUUCCAUUUUAAGACGUGCUCGGGGUAUGUUUAAUCCCGAGGAUUUAGUCCGUUAAUAUUUUUGCUUCUAUACUAGUGAUGUAGUUUUGAACUAAAUAAAUAUAUAAAAUGCUACAAUAAUUUUAAUGUAUUAAAAAAUGUAGUUGUGCAUUCAUAUUAAUA
This is a messenger RNA of Teleopsis dalmanni, 581 nucleotides long. RefSeq names its product V-type proton ATPase subunit F 1 (gene Vha14-1). The record is from RefSeq and is a predicted model, not a curated record. Lineage: Eukaryota; Metazoa; Arthropoda; Insecta; Diptera; Diopsidae. The coding region runs from base 101 to 475 and encodes 124 amino acids. The transcript is spliced from 4 exons. Gene Ontology annotation, molecular function: proton-transporting ATPase activity, rotational mechanism. Gene Ontology annotation, biological process: proton transmembrane transport. Gene Ontology annotation, cellular component: proton-transporting V-type ATPase, V1 domain; membrane.